Messenger RNA from Striga asiatica, 387 nucleotides. Lineage: Eukaryota; Viridiplantae; Streptophyta; Magnoliopsida; Lamiales; Orobanchaceae. The record is from the annotation of a GenBank genome assembly.
AUGUUUCAAGAAGUAGGCAACCCUUCGUACACCAACGGUUCAAAAUCCAACACGUGGAAGCUCACCACUGGGAGGACUUGUGAGACAUACUUCAAGAGCGCGUUUGGUAGCCCGGAUGAGACCAGAUUGGGCCUACAAUCUACCACUUAUCUGCUGUUUGUUUACCAAGAUACUGGCCCGCUAGAUAAGACACGGCCCGCGAUGCACAGUACAUUUGUCUUGGAAAUCAGAGAUUAUUUGAUCAGGGCCAUGGGGAGACGGAAAAUCUCGCCACCGCGGCCGCCGAUGUUGGGUAGAGACUGGAACGAGGUCGGCAGCGUCGGCCGAAUCUGGGACAGUGUCGGCAACGUUGGGCGGAAGUCGGUGAGAGAAGUUGCAGAAGGAUGA